AUGUCCUCCUGCAAGACCCCCGUCCUAACUGAUAAGGCCCCCAAGCCGCUGCCCGGCAUCUACAGCCAAGCUAUCAUUGCCAAUGGCAUGGUCUUCUGCUCAGGUGCCGUCCCAAUGGACCCGGCUACGAUGAAAAUCAUCGACGGCGAUGUGCAGGCUCACACGCACCAAUGCAUCAAGAACCUUACCGCAGUCCUCGAAGGAGCCGGGACGACCAUUGACAAGGUUGUGAAAGUGAACGUCUUCCUCUCAGACAUGGACGACUUUGCCGCCAUGAACGAGAUCUACUGCCAGUACUGGGGCGAUAUCAAGCCCUCCAGAACCUGCGUCGCGGUCAAGACUUUGCCCCUGAAUGUGGAUGUUGAGAUUGAAUGCAUAGCAGUCUUGUAA
Molecule: messenger RNA, 390 nt
Organism: Colletotrichum higginsianum IMI 349063
Lineage: Eukaryota; Fungi; Ascomycota; Sordariomycetes; Glomerellales; Glomerellaceae
Product: Endoribonuclease L-PSP
Exons: 3
Coding region: 1-390 (129 amino acids)
Cellular component (GO): cytosol; mitochondrion
Molecular function (GO): deaminase activity
Source: RefSeq, a predicted model, not a curated record